AAGAGAGAGAGAGAGAGAGAGAGAGAGAGAGAGAGAGAGAGAGAGAGACAGAGAUAAUCGGCCAAGAAAGUGACAAAGCUCUGUCCCUCAUCUCCGAGGUGACAAUUGUGCAUGGUAUUCAUCGAUCAUCUACAAGUUUAGAGGCAAAUCGAUCGUUGCAAUCUGAGAGUUUGAUAGAUUUUCUCUCAUAAUUCAGAUAGUUUCAAGCUCAAAUUUUCAGCAUAGUCCUAUCUUAAAUCUGCAGCUAUAAGUCACAGAUCUAAGGGAGUAUCUCUCGAAUUUCGACCACCACCUAAUCUAACAUUAUAAGUUAAAAGCUGUGGUUGAUGGAGCUUCCACAGUCUCGUGUCAUCGAAGCACAAGGGAGAAAAAAACCAAUGCAUGAUUUUUUAUCAUCCUGCAGUAAUUUACACGUCCAUCCAGAUCCAAUGCCUUCAUCUCAAGGUGGAUAUCCGAAAACUCAUGAUUUUCUACAACCGUUAGAACGUGUUGGAACAAGAGCUAGUGCAAAGGAGGAAGGGACCAGAGGCAGUGUGGACACUGCAGAGACAUCGUCGCAGCUGAAGUCGCCGUAUGUUCAUAACCAGCACGUGCUUCCCGGUGGCAUAGGGACUUACACGAUCAGUCAUAUGCCUUACUUGUAUCAUAACCAUCUUCAGCGAGUUCCUAAACCAAAGGUCUCUCAGAUGUUCAAGGUGUCCCAAGCUAGCUGUAACGAGAGGAAUGCAGUGGAGGAUAAUUCGGUUUCUAAUUGCAGCUCUUACGCUGCAAACAAUGGAUUCACUCUGUGGAAUGAAUCUGUAGAGAAGAAAGGGCAUACAAGGAAGAGGCAGCAGAGCCAAAGCUUCAUGGACAUGAUAAAGUCUGCCAAAGGAAGUUCGCAGGAGGAUGAUUUGGAUGAUGACGAUGAAGAGUUUGUUACAAAUAAAGGGAACAACACAUCCACCAGCCAGUGCCAGAGAGUGGAUUUGAGAGUCAGAGUAGAUGGGAAAGGUCACUGUAACAAACAAAUGCCGAACACACCUAGGUCAAAACAUUCUGCAACAGAGCAACGGAGGAGGAGCAAGAUCAAUGAUAGGUUUCAGACGUUGAGACAAUUGAUCCCUAACAGCGACCAAAAGCGGGACAAGGCAUCAUUCUUACUGGAGGUUAUCGAGUACAUUCACUUCUUACAAGAGAAAGUAGACAAACACGAGCCACCGGAGGGAGCUGUUCCAGUCCUCGCAGAGGCUCAAGCGGUCGACAUGGAGCAUCAACAGUGUCUAAAAAGGGCAAUGGAUACGACUAAUUCCUUUCCUGUGUUGGGUCAAAGGAACAGUUUCUUCUCUCCAGAAUCGCCACAGCUUUGUCCAAUUUCAUCACCCGAUGUUGCUGCAAUGGACUGUGAAAAUCUGAGAGAAGAGAAGGAGGUAGAGGAGCUUUCUAUUCAUAAGGGUACUAUCAGUAUAUCAAGUGUUUAUUCUCAAGGGUUGUUAAAAACAUUGUCAGAAACACUCCAAACAUCAGGAGUGGACUUGUCCAGAUCAAGGAUCUCUGUGCAAAUCAAGCUCUCUAGACAACCUCAAGAGGAUGAAGAAGUUCAUCGAAAGGUUUGGACUCGAUCUCCAAGUGGAGAUGAAAACCACAACGAAAACAGUAACAUCAAGCAGACGCGGAAACAAAAGAAACUCAAAAAGACCACAUCAAUAUAUAAUGGAGAAACAGAGUAACACUAGGACAAUUCUUCUUUUCAUCCAUUUUGUAACAUUGGCCUGAAGAUGGAUCACGCAAAAUGGUUAUAUGUGAUUUCAUUCAUAUAUUAUAUAAUUUGUUUCAUAUCCAAAUUAAUGAUGUUUAAAAUUCUUUUCAUUUAUCGCGGAACC
Molecule: messenger RNA, 1862 nt
Organism: Raphanus sativus (radish)
Lineage: Eukaryota; Viridiplantae; Streptophyta; Magnoliopsida; Brassicales; Brassicaceae
Product: transcription factor BIM1
Exons: 10
Coding region: 327-1709 (460 amino acids)
Biological process (GO): DNA-templated transcription
Molecular function (GO): DNA-binding transcription factor activity; protein dimerization activity
Source: RefSeq, a predicted model, not a curated record